AUGUGGAGAACGUUUCUAUUGUUUGUCGUCGUGAGCGGAGUCUGCGCUAAGAUAGAUGAAGAUGAUCCUAAAGACAUCGGUUCAUUUGAUGACGACUUGGACGAGAGUCUGGAGCACAUAGGAGCCAUGGUCACUCAAGUCUAUCAACACCCGUAUUCUGUUUCCCUGUUACUAAAUAACUCCUACAUCUGCAGUGCCAUUAUAUUGAACAGCUACUGGGUCUUAGUUUUGUCCAAGUGCUUCGAUAACAUAACAUCUGACAUUUUAUCAUCGUAUGUCGCACACAAAAACUUGGGCAACUACACAAUACGCGGUGGCAGCUCAUUCAAUCAUAAGGGAGGAAGCCUGCAUAAGAUAAAAAUGGUCAUAAACAACUUCGAUCAUCAUGUGUCCAUCGCCAAGUUGAUUAAUCCAUUAGAAUACAGUUCUCAAAUUCAGAACGUGAGGCUACCCAGCUCCGAGGAAGACCCUACACUGGGUUUUUUGGCUUCUAUCAUUGCAUGGACGCCUAGUGGGCAUAUGAGGGCAGUAAAUGUUCCAGUUAUAGACCCAUCCAUUUGUGAAAGGAACACGAGAAUGUUGCCUGGACAUUACGUCUGCCUAGGAGGAGUUCAAGAUCCUAACAGACAUUUUUGUAGAAGGGACAAUGGAGGAGCAGUGAUCCAGAACAAAACAUUGAUAGCCGUUGCCUCCUUCAUCAAUACCUGUGCUCUCUACUCAAAAACCCACGCCUUCCCGAAAGUCGCGUCGUUCUCCUCGUGGUUAUCCUCCAUUAUUUGGGAUGAGGAGAGUGAACCAACAACUACAACUGAACCCCACGUGGAAUCUACUGCCACAACCAAGGAACAGCCAAAUGCGACUGAAAAGCCACGCGACGCACCAUUUUACGACCCCAGCAAGUUCAUGCUAACAUUACCUUUCGACCCUAUAAAUGUUCCUCUUGAACCGGCCGAAGAUAACUCUGUUUUGCCAAGAAUGAGUCUCUAUGAGUCUUACUUACAAAGUAUGUCUAAAAGCCGACAAGGAGCCAUGACUGAACCGUCCUCCACAACGGUAAAAGCAAAACAGCUCUCAACGAAGAUUGAUCUCAAAUCAGCACCUUUAGCCAUGCAAGUUUAUAGACAUAUGAUACCAAAGAGAUAUGAUUUUGAUUACAAUUAA
This is a messenger RNA of Arctia plantaginis, 1161 nucleotides long. NCBI's taxonomy places the organism in Eukaryota, Metazoa, Arthropoda, Insecta, Lepidoptera, Erebidae. The record is from the annotation of a GenBank genome assembly.